UUUUGUAGAUGUGUGUUGCAUUAAGUGAAAAGGCCAGACGUCAUAAUAAACUUAUAUUAUUUGUGAUUGAUACAGAAUGAUUGUUUUCUAAAUGAAAUAAAAUAUCAUGAAGGACUUUCAUAUUGAUUGUGUUUUAUAAUCUGCUGUGGAUACCAGCCAUCUAACUGGGCUAUGAAUAACUUGAGUGUACACAUCUGAAUGCAUAUGUACAUCUACUUUUUCUAUUCAAUCCUGAAGUAAAAACCCUAUGACCUGACUUGGUCUGUAAAUGUGUGUGUGUUUUAACGUAAUGGACGGGAAUCUGGCAGCAUAAAUAAUUUUGGAAAACAACAUGAAAAUUGGUUUACAAAAAAUGCCCCGUAAAAACGAGCCUCUCUAGAUUUAUUAAUCUAGUAAAUAGUCCCUGUAUUUGGUCGGCCUCAUAAAAGGAAGUUCAAUAUCAUGUGUAAAACCCAUAGCUUCCAAACAAAAAUUAAGAAGUGGAAACCUUUGGAAAUGGGAAAACAAAUUGAUAAUAAAAAUGAGGUUGAGAAAAAAGUUAUGAAAUUAUGUUGUAAAUCCACAAACCACAAAAUCACAUCAGUAUUUAAAACCGAUUUAUUCCCGCAAAAUGCUUCCCGGAACACUGGUGUUGUUGAAUGUACAACGAAGGUCAAACGGUUAAAGCUGAGUUACUUUGGUCGCAUCUUUGUCUCCCUCUUACGUCGAAUAAUGGUUUUACGUCAACGUCAUGAUACGGUCUUCUUAUUUUUGUUCUUGAUUUCUGUUCACCAACUUUGUUUGGCGCAGACGAUAUUAAUGGAUGAAUUAAGUUCAAGAGAUAAUAUAACCAUUUCGCAAGAGAAGUCGAAUGAAAAUAGUAACUUUGGCAACAACACGGGAAGUAAAAUGAUUUCCGGUACCUCUAUGAUAGUACAGAAGGAUUAUUUGGAAAAAUUAAAUAACAUUGAGCGCAGUGUGGCAGCCGUUUUAAUAAAAGUAGCAUAUGGUACCACCUCUACAACGAAGCGAAGCAUCCCAGAUACUAAUUAUUCCUCAAGUCUAACGACUGUUGCCACUCCAUUUCUGACAACGCAAAGGUAUACGCAAAUACAUCAACAACAAAGUAUCAGUGGUCGUCAGAAAAACUAUGAACUAGACUUAGAGAGAGACCAUGCGUUGCCAACUUCCGCUCCGAACGCUGACAUACUUAAAAGUAACAACAAUCCUACUUAUCCAAAUCCAAAUCGUCACCAUUCGCACGAUAGAGAUCGUCAGAGAAACACAGUGCAGUAUUCGACGCCGAACCCAUCCGUGCCCAACCUAUUAAAAAAGUUUAACGGAGGGCAACCACCCACUAUACCAAUGUAUCCCGGGGAUAUUCCAUCAUAUUCGCCGCCAUCACGAGCCUUUUUCACACCGCCGCUGCCGCCGGAAUAUCAAAACCCAUUUGCAGACAAGCCCACCUUGAGGGGGACCAAUAAUGAAGGUAUAAUUGCAAUGAACAGGCGUCCAAUCCCACCACCUAGUUUAAUGCCUAGUCAGGACCGGAUCCCCAUUCGACCGCCAGAUCUGGGAAGCAAUAGUAACGAUGCAAUUGUGAGUCCGCAGGCGGAAAUAAAUUACUCUAGUUCUGGCUACGAUGCAAAGCACCCUCAUGACGGCACUAUUGCCCAUGAAACCGUCUCCGAUUUGUCGGUAAGGGAUCGUAAGAAAGCUCUUAAUACACCAGCACGUGCCAGCAGUGAAGACUUUAUAAACGAAAAGACAUCCAACGGAAAGGGGGGCCUAGGGUCUCAAGAACCGGGUGUCACUGAAUCCAUCAAACGACAGGAAGUUCUACCCAAUAUAAGGCGCAUUUUGGGCUCGAAUGGAAAGAAUAGCGACAUACCAGCUGUGCUGUUAAAGCAAGUAACCCAGCGACCCCUUGUAACCAUGCGGCAACCACCAUCUUCCCCCAUUGUAUUGAUCGACAAGUCCAUAACAAAUGAGGAGAUCACAAAUACUGGUGGAUCAUUCACGGCUAGUGCGAACAUUAAUCAGAGCAAAUACCAGCCCGGACAAUUGGACUACUAUGAGAAUACAAAUCAGACAACAGGAACAACGCCAUCGGCAGCUGCUGCCAUUGGUGAUGUCUCGGCCACCACAAACGCGAGCCUCGAUCGACAUGCCGAAAAGGCAGCAGACUCUGCCAAUGGGUUGGGUCCAAGCAUUGGCGAUCGCGAUGCAGUUGCGGCCUCAGCAGCAGCUGCAUCUGCACACACGACUUGGACUUGGGCCUGGAAUAUCCAUAUUUACUUGUCCGUGGUACUCUUUACAAUUUUAUCGGUUUACUCACUUUACAAGCUGCUUACCUAUAACAAGCUUACUCAUUUGUUUGCCCAGUCAUAUUUUGUCUGUAUCCAUUUUAUACUGAUUGUGAUCUGUAUAAUGAGAAUAUUUUUCCUUUGCUUUGAUGCAUACAACGUCCAUGGUUCUUUUAAUAUAUUCACAUCAGAACUCUUGCUCAACCUGCCAUCUACAUUCUUAACAGUGGCUUUUUCAGUACUUAUAUUGUUUCUGUUUCUUAAGUCUUUGAACCACAAGAACAAUCGAUAUUCGGCCCUAAUAAGACCACUGACCGUGGUCGUGGGUUGCGGAGUACACGUUGGGCUUUGCAUUACCCUGCACUAUGUUGAAUCGUAUACAUUGAAAAAUCAUCAUUUGUAUUUUCAACAACAGCAGCAGCAACAGUAUAUUCGUCGGCAGCAGCUUUAUAAUCAAGCCCAAUUGACUGCCACCACAUCUCCGUCUGCCAUUGUACCACCACCCCGAGUGUUGACUCUGAUAUGUCAGAUAAUUUAUAUUUUUAUAUGCCUCAGCUUGGGGCUUCUAUAUCUCUACAUGUACAGAAUUUUAAAGCGCAUUCUUCGCAGUAAAUCUCAAAAUUAUAUUCAUGGCUAUCAGAACCUUUCGUACGCCAUACAUAUAACGAUUGCCACAGCUCUUCUGUUUGUCCUAUUGGCUGCGCUCCAAAUAUUUGGAGCCAUAUGCAUUUCGCCGUCCCGUCAAACUAAUAUAGUCGAUGUUGACUGGCUACAAUGGGGAUAUCAGUUCUCAUUGCGCCUUAUAGAAAUAGCCAUAAUAACGUUAAUAUCUUGGGUAACUGGGCUCAAGACCAGCAUUGGGCACGAUUCCUUGACCGCUGUAAAUGGUGACGUUCGAAUGGUUGGCUCUGCGGUUCGAGCUACAUACUGCCAGGAUGGCAGCUCAACCAACAAUCCAAUCAGGGAGAAAAAUUUGGGUAACGGCGGUACUGCAGGCCACAACUCAAAUGUGUCCAAUUUCUUUCUGCCAUGCACAUCGAGCUCUAGUCAGGAGCAGUUUGAGACCGACUAUCCAGCUAUUUGCAACGCCAAUACCAAUCUUCAUACAUACACUAUGCGGACGGGAAAGCUGAUAUAUGACGACAGCUAUGCCCUAAAUUCUAUAGGACCCACUGGCGCUCUAUCUUCAAACGGUCGCAUUUGUGAAUAUCAACUGCAGGAGCCAAUGUACCAAAGGCCAUAUGAGACUGGUUCGAUUGGCAGUGGUCUUAAUAGCCAAAACGCAACAGACUAUGGGUGUCAAGGUACACAGAAAUUCAAGCAACACUAUCAAGCCCAUCAAUCUCGAUUUCACGAGCAGCAGACAUAUAUGUGCACGGAUUAUACGACUGAUACAGUGCCAGACCAUUACGAAAAUCCAAAUUUUAAUUUACACAGCAGUGCAGUAGGAGAUAAAUCACAGAAGGAAAUCUUUGAACAAAGUAGUUCGGGAUCUUCGCAUCUGCAGAACGACGGUUGUUAUUCGGAGCCAAUGGAGCAGGAAAAGAAGCGGUAUGAAUUUAAUAUUUUUGAGCGACCUGUGUUCAAGGAUAAAUCAGUUAAUAACGUUCAAUCGAACGGUGAUCCAGAUCGACAAAAGAUAAAGAUAACUGAUCGCGAGAAAGUGUUGAAUGGCAAUGGAACAACACUUGAGCGUAAUUUCUUUGAAAAAAAGAAUCCCGAGCGCCGAAGUUCGAACUCAACCAAUUCCUGCUCCUCAUCGAAUGGUGGAGGGGGACGAUAUGCCAGCUAUAACUCAUGUGAGCGAGGAUUCUUCAGUGGUGUUCGCAAAAGUGGAACUCUCAGCAGUAUUACCAGUGGUGUCAUAACAAAUCCUCCAAAUGCUUCCAUUGGAGCUCAACGGAUUAGUGCCAAUGGAGCGCAGACUUUGGGCAUUUCCGAAAGAGAUAGAGCACACUAUUACCAGAGAGGUAGUGGACGUCGUUCGAACUUUAGAUCAAUGCAGGGUGGUACUGGUACGGAUCCUUUUAAAAGUAAACCCAUUAGGCAGAAUCAACUACAACAGCUACCUUAUGACCAUAACUCCGAGGAAGAGGAGGAGGAGGACGAAGACAUAAUAUCAGGAAACAAUGUAGAGUGUACAAAUUUGAUAAACAAUGAUGCUAGUUUUGUAACAGCCGAAAAUUCAAAUCCAAAUUCCGAUUCCACUAAUAGCAAAUCGUCCUUAGCACAUGCCAGCCCAGCAGCAGCUAAAAAUUUAUCAAAUGAUCCGCUUUUACAUUCGAAUAUACAAACCCAAUAUCAUAUUCAAAAUAAUGGCAAGCUCUGUUCCGAGUUGUGCACUGCUUCGUCGGCCUCAGUGGCGUCUGCCUCUUCGAAUUCGUUUACAACAUCAAGUGCUUCUGACAGUAUGCUGGUGGCAGACCACGGCUUUCUGCGAUUUCGGUCCAUCGAGGAGCCAAAUGGCGUUAAAAAUGGAUCGAGUGUGGAUAGUGAAAGGGCAGUUGUAUCUUCGCUUCGUCUCAAAAGUUGCAGUGCGACUGUCAAUGGCAUUGAUUGCUAGGAUUAAUUUACCCCUGAUACUUAGCUUUGCAUGUCAUAAUUUUGUUUUUCUAACUUACUAUCAAUCGAACGCUGCUGUGUUGAUUGUCGUCGGUUUAUGCCAAUAAAAGUAGUUAAAUUACCACCUUCUACUAUCUUCAAACUUGUGAUAUAUAUAUAUAUAUAACAAAAUAAAAGCGAAAAGCUGAAUAAAUUCAAUAUAUAUACGAAAUUUCAGUAUACCAAUUUAUAAUACUAACGAUGAAAUAUUUAAAUUUAAAUAAAACAAACAAUAUUUUAAUGCUAAGAUGUAAGUUUCAAGUUUAUAUAAUGUUUCUGUGUUCACAAGCUCAUUUAUCUUAUAACCCAUAGAUAAAUUUGACUGUUCAUAAUGUAUAUUUUGUCGAACCGAUCCAUUACUUACUGAUUUAAUUGAUAUAUAAUUCGAAUAUUAAUUUUAUUUCAUUUUCAAAACUUUUUUGUGAUUGCCAAAUUUUUUUUUACUAAUAAAUUCUGUUCCCCGUUUUCACACAAAAAAUAUUUAUUCAAGAAUAGUAAACAUUUUGAUAAAGGAUUUGUUCAAAAAUUAUGUAUUAAAAAUACUUAUGAAAUCUUAAGUGUUUUUAAAAACAAAAUCUCACAUUAAUAAUUAUUAGUUAUGAAUAUUUUUUGUAUGAACAUUUGAUUUAACAAAAAUUACUAAAACGCACGUAAAAAAUCCAGUUUUUUAACAUAUCAAUUUUCACAAAUCGUUUUCAAAAGGCAGGAGUACAUAAUAUUUUAAAUAAAUUUCGUUUUACUUUGUUUCUUACAAACCAGGGGAAAAGUGAUUUUUAAAAUAAAUUUAUUAUUUGAGUAUUAAGAUUUAUUACAUAUAUACUAAGAAAUAGGCUCGAAAAAUGCGUUUAUUAUAAGUAAAGCAGCUUGUUUAAAAUAAAAGUUAAAUAAUAGUACUGAUUAGUUAAGGCUUAUGCAUUUUCUAUUGUUAACUUGAUCAAACAUAAAUGUAUUCCUAAAAACUUGCAAUAAGAGUAACAUAUAUAAUGUUAUAGUCUUAAUCUUUCUAUGCAGCACCAUCAAAACAUAAUAUACAUGUUAGGAAGCCAUAAAUGAAUUACAAUUACUAUGAAACAUCUGUAUAUAUUUUCAUAAUUUUAUGGAAUAAUAAUAUGUUUAAAAAACUAACAUUUACCAAUAAUAUUUCCAAAUUAUAAUUAAUCUUUAUUUUCUAAACUGACAAAGAAAAAAAUGUAUGCGUAUUCUUAAUGUAAUUAUCUUAAUUAAGCUGGCCACGCAAAAUAAAUAUAAAAUACUACA
Messenger RNA from Drosophila ficusphila, 6143 nucleotides. RefSeq lists its product as uncharacterized. NCBI's taxonomy places the organism in Eukaryota, Metazoa, Arthropoda, Insecta, Diptera, Drosophilidae. The record is from RefSeq and is a predicted model, not a curated record.